Linum tenue is the source of this 2819-nucleotide messenger RNA. The record is from the annotation of a GenBank genome assembly. Lineage: Eukaryota; Viridiplantae; Streptophyta; Magnoliopsida; Malpighiales; Linaceae.
UGUGUAGUUAGGAAAAAAAAAAUCACGGGGGCGUCUAUUUAACACGCCAAGUCAAGUCCACUCCCGUCUCAACAGAGUCCAAACAGAUUCAAUGGGCUUUUUUCAGCAGUCCACAAUCCAGCCAUAGAAGCAAAAUACCGCAUCCUUUAUUCCUUCCAUUCGGGCGGUUUGGUUUUGUUGCUUCCGCCAAAUCCCAGCGCAUUCCCCGAUUGAUUCUCCGUUUUCUUCCCCCCACCCGAUGCCGGAGUUCUAGCGCCCGCCGGCGGAUCCAUCUAUCCAGUUUCCCUUUUUGCAACUCCAUUUUCUCCGUCCCUUUUGCUAACUUCAGAUAAUUCAUCGAUUACCGCCGCAGAAGAAGAACAAAAGAAUUCACGAAAAGCUGGGGAGCUUCGGGAAGACAGGGAUCGAAAGGAAGAGAAUGGCGUUCCACAGGCGGCGCCACAACUAUUACAAUGGCCUCCGUUCUCUUCUCCCCUUGAUCUCCGCCGUCUCCGGAUUCCUCCUCAUCCUCCUCGCCGUCCUCUUGUUCCUCGCCCCUUCCCCGAACGAUUCCGGCGACAUGUACAACAAUCGCCUCCGCCACGCGACCGACGACGAUGAGGCCGAUACGGAGUCGGCGGCGGGAGUCAGCCAGCCCGUAUUCCGCGUGCCGGAUCGUGGUGGAGCAUUGGAUCGUGAUAUUUGGAGCUCGAGGAAUUCCAAGUUCUUCUAUGGCUGCAGCAACGCCAGCCAUAGUUUUCGGAAUGCUGACGCUAUUACGAAGCCAGAUCGAUAUUUGCUGAUCGCUACAAGUGGAGGUUUGAAUCAACAGAGGACCGGGAUUACAGAUGCGGUUGUUGCUGCUCGAAUUCUUAAUGCCACUCUUGUCGUGCCUAAGCUGGACCAGAAAUCAUUUUGGAAGGAUUCAAGUAAUUUUUCAGAGAUCUUCGAUGUUGAUUGGUUUAUCUCUUCACUAAAAAAUGAUGUCAAAAUAAUAAAAGAGUUACCAAGAAAGGGUGGGAAGACUUGGACUCCCCAUAACAUGCGUGUUGCAAGGAAGUGUAGUGAAAGGUGCUAUGAAACCCGUGUAUUACCUGCUCUUUUGAAAAGGCAUGCAAUUCAGUUAGGCAAGUUUGACUACAGGCUGGCAAAUAGGUUGGAUACACAGCUUCAGAAGUUGCGAUGCCGAGCUAACUACCAUGGUUUAAGGUUCACCGAGCCAAUUCGAAAAAUGGGUGAGAUGUUGGUCAACAGAAUGAGGUCGAGAAGCAAGCAUUAUAUUACAUUGCACCUUAGGUUUGAACCUGAUAUGUUGGCAUUCUCUGGCUGCUACUAUGGUGGAGGUGAUAGGGAAGAUAAAGACCUGAGUGCCAUACGGAAGAGGUGGAAAACCUUGCAUUCAAAGAACCCUGAGAAGGAAAGAAGGCAUGGGAAAUGCCCACUCACUCCACACGAAGUUGGUCUUAUGUUGAGGGCAUUGGGUUAUGGCAGUGAUGUCCACAUAUAUGUGGCCUCAGGAGAAGUUUACCGGGGGGAAGAGACAUUGGCCCCUCUAAAAGCACUCUUCCCCAACUUCUAUACAAAGGAUACUCUUGCAAGCCGCGAGGAGUUACAACCAUUCUCUUCAUUUUCCUCGAGGAUGGCUGCACUUGACUUCAUUGUUUGUGACGAAAGUGAUGUGUUUGUGACAAAUAAUAAUGGCAACAUGGCAAAAAUCUUAGCUGGGCGUAGGAGAUAUUUUGGACACAAGCCUACUAUUCGACCAAACGCUAAGAAGCUCUACCGCUUGUUCUUGAACCAGAACAACAUGACUUGGGAGGCAUUCGCUUCUAGAGUUCGCACGUACCAGAAGGGCUUCAUGGGCGAACCAAAAGAGGUUAGACCCGGCAGGGGAGAGUUUCACGAGAAUCCUCAUACCUGCAUAUGCGAGGAAACAGAAACAAAGACGAGAAAGGAAUUGCGGCCUAGAAAAUUAGGGAAAGGCUAUAAUAAUGCAACCUCUGGAGAAGAUUCCGAGAACCAAAACACAGAAAAUGACCCAGAUCCGCUCGAUCCAGAUACUGACGACGAUCAAGAUCUGGUGGAAGAGAUAGGAGUUUUCAACAACACAAGUAUGGAUUAUGAUGGAUUUAACUCCGAGGACCACGAGUUUGAGGACUUACUGUCUGACUGAAGCUGAACAGACUCUCUCAUCAUUUCCUGCAUAUAUGAAACCUAAUUUUUGCCUUCUGCCAAGAAAGAGAAAGCUCGCAAGGAGAGAUGGGUGAGAAAUGCUUGUUUCAGGGAGAAGUCUUGGCAGCUGUGCAAUUGAAGGAUAGCUGGUGGGUUAUGCCGAGCUUGGAUCAUCAUCAUCGGCCUUCCCUUUUCCUUGCCCUUGAAUCUUUCUAUCCUUCGCUCCCCGGUACCGUCUGACAUCAUUGGUUAUCAGAGGCUUGCAGGUGAGAAACUGAGUGUCUCUGAUGAAUCCUCUGCUAGCUCUUCUGAAAGUCGGUGCGAAGAUAGAGCAGGACAAUGUACUGGAUAGCCUUGCCUUUGACUAGUUAAGCUUCUUUCUUUGGCUAGGUAGGAUACAGAGGCUAGACGAAGAAAAGAAGGCCUGUAAUUUUUGUAACCUCCUUUUGAAACUUAUUGUUAACUUACCAGCAAAGCAUGCCCCUUGGAGAUGGGGGCAUAAAAUCCUAGGUUAGGGAGUUUGGUUGUUUAUGCCAACUUUUAGGAGACUGGAGUUAGGGUUUUAUACAGCUGUAGUUGAAUUUCAUUAUCUUGGAAGAGAUUGUACAAAGUAACAGAUAUAUUGUUUCAGUUUCUCUGGCAAGACCAUUCCUCAGUGUUCUAGCCCC